AAGCACCCUAAACAAUUGUAUUCAAUGUCCUAUACCAAAUGCCUACAUACACUUCCGAGAAUUUUGAAAAAGCUAGCAAACGUGUGCUCGUUCACAUAGGCAGUAAGGUCGAUCAGAGAGCGUGCCUUUUCUUCUGACAAUUUGAAGGGCAGUGCAUGAAUCUUGCUGUGUGGAUUGCUUUGACUGAACAAGCGUGGUGUCGUGGCUAGUCUACGAACGCUCUGUAGCGCCGGGCGUGCAAGAAUACGAGGGGUUCGUGGAAUUCGAAGCAUGGUCGCCAGGGUGGGGAAGUUGAGAAGGUGUGACUGGGAUCACGUUUCGCGUCUGGCCUCUCCGCGACAAUUUUAUACAAUAAAAAAAAAAGGAAGCACGGCAGAUGACGACAAUUCAUUAAACAAUCACAACAAAUGGCAAGCCAGUGGGUAGCCAUUCGACCCAAAGAACCUGAACACGCCGGUGCGUCCGUCAGCAUUCAGGCACCCCAUCCUCGUACAGGUGAUCCUAGUCGAUACGUACUGCAGCAGGAUGGUGUGUUGCUCGAAGUGCAAAAGGUCGAAGCCGAACACAAGCAAAGUUGGUUGAUAGGAAACUCCGUUCAAAAAAAUGGUGUAUUGUACAUGAUGACGCCGAUGGAUCCAUUGUUCGUACUGUUGCCAGUACUGGCCGAAACACGCAAGAAGUCGGCAGAAUCAGAUGGUAGAUUUGUUCAAUAUGACAGCAUAUUUAGUGAUGCCGACGAUGACCAAAGAUAUCAGAGCUUGCAUCGUUUGGCUGAUAUACCCGGUCUACCAGCGCAGCUUGGCCAUCUCUGUGAUCAACAAGAAUAUAUGAAAGGCGAAUUCGUAUACAGACUGAAUGAAGACAAAACAUUAAAGUGGCUUCGGCUUAAGGUGGAAGCGGUGGCAGAUAAUGUUGAAAAGAUGCCUAUCCUACUUCAAUUCAUUAAUGAGCAGCUGUUUGACAUUGAUGCACCCCAGACGGAUACAAGCAUUAGAUCUGACGCCUAUACUUGGGCCGGAAUUCAAGUGGUUUCAGAGUACAUAACAGAUGCAUGGCAAGAAAAGCUUAACCAAAGCUAUAGCUUGACCAACUUGAAGAGCCAAGUCGAAGAGCACAAAAAGAAACAGGAGAUACAGUUUCAAAACUAUGUAACGCACGAUCCUACAGAAUUUGCCAAAGCCAAGCGAGAGGCAUCUGAUUUAUCUGAUCAGGGUUCAAAGAAACCCAAGCUCUCUGCAGGACAGAAGACGCUUGCCAAGGCAAAUAUCAAAGGCAUGAAAUCUUUGGCUUCCUUUUUCGCCAAAAAGUAGACAAUAAACUUUCCCCAUCUGACUCCGUAAUCAUCGUCCCUUUUUUUUUUGUUGCCGGAUCAUGAGGAUUCGCACAGUUACUGCCUUCGUUGCCUUAGCGCCCGAGUAUGAAGACUCACGCUCUGCUUGGGAGCCGUUAUUUCGCCAGGCAGUAGACACCAUUACUAUUGCAAAGGCUGCUCUUGAGGCCAAAGGUUACGAGGUGCAAACCACUCGCAUUGCAACCAACCCAUUCCCGGAAUUCACCCGGCAUGACACCGUGGAAAACGCAUGCACCAUUCUUGACGACAUCUGCAGUGACCUGGGUAAGCGUUUGAGCUUUAUGGCUUGCUUCCCGAGCGCUUUCAACUCAACUGCUUCCAUUAGGCAUUAUGAUGUUGAACAUUGGCCCCGCUUCGGAUGUCGACAUUAUUGCUCGAAUCCCUCACCUUAUCGCGGUAUGAUAUAUAUAUUUUUUUGGCUACCUGUUCAACUUAAGG
Molecule: messenger RNA, 1789 nt
Organism: Umbelopsis ramanniana AG
Lineage: Eukaryota; Fungi; Mucoromycota; Umbelopsidomycetes; Umbelopsidales; Umbelopsidaceae
Exons: 10
Coding region: 408-1310 (300 amino acids)
Biological process (GO): RNA catabolic process; ribonucleotide metabolic process
Cellular component (GO): ribonuclease H2 complex; nucleoplasm
Source: RefSeq, a predicted model, not a curated record